Caenorhabditis auriculariae is the source of this 10200-nucleotide messenger RNA. The record is from the annotation of a GenBank genome assembly. Lineage: Eukaryota; Metazoa; Nematoda; Chromadorea; Rhabditida; Rhabditidae.
AUGCAGCAACAGCCGCCGAUGGACUUGGUCCAGCUCCAGAAGUUCUGGUCCCAGGCCCUGGGUCAGGCUCCCGCCGCCCCGAUUCCAACCAGUGUGGCCUCAGCUCCCGCUACGCCCAAUAUUCCGCCUUUCAUGACCCAUCCGGUUAGUUUUUGGUGUAGAAUUAACGGUUUCAAAAGGAACUGCGCUAAAAAUUUAAAAAUUGAGAUUUCAGCUAUAAUUUUGAGCAAAAAAACACAAAUUUUUGUGUGCUAAAAAAACCUUGAUUUCACAGUUUUUUUAUCAAAAAAGGCUUCCAGGAUAUAUUUUUGAACACGGAAAAAAACGAAAAAUUAUGCCCGAAUAAUCUUUUUUUAACCCAUUUAGUUAAAUUUAAAUCGAAAAAUGAAGAUUUUUAGUUAGGAUUUUGAGCAAAAAAAUAGCACUUUUUCAGUGUGCUAAAAUUCAUAAUUUUACAAUUUCCCAGACUGGGAUAAUUUCAGAACGCGUUAGGGUCAAUUGAAUCGUGGGAAAAUCUGCCCAAUUAGGUUUGAUCUUCGGUCGAAAAAAUGCAAUUUGCAUUGACUUUGCAAAUUGUCCGCCUCAUGCGUUCUGCAAAUCAGUGUUUUGCGUUCUGCUUGCAGCGAUUUUGUGGUAGAAUAUCACUAACGAACCGUUUUUAAUCAUGAAAUUUCGAAAUUCUUAUCAGAAUCUUUCGAUAAAAAAAUGGCAAAAGAAAGUUGGCGGGGAAAGGGUGCGAACCUGCAUCAUGGGCUUCGCAGGCUAGCGCGCUAGCUACUGCACCACGCUACCAGGAGCCAUGAAAUGGUUGUUGGCGCGACCAGAUUCCUUCCUAACUUUAUCACGUGGUUAAGGAUGAAAACUUUAAAAAAAUCAUACUUUCAAAAAAAUAAAAGUUUUUCACAGGUAGCGACUAUCUGGGAUCGAUUUCCAGUUCAUCAAAGAUUUAUUAAAAAUCUGUUUGGAGAAAAUUUCAAACCCUUAGCUAAAACGGCCUUGCAAACAGAACAAAAUACUCAAAAAUUCAUCCCGAAUAAAACAAAAAAAAAAUGAAGAAGACAUAAUUCUGGUUCUAUAUUUUCGUUCUAAAAAUAGCCAAAAUGUCUUCCAAUCCCCCAUGAAUCACUUCCCAGAAAAACCAAUAAAUUCCUCAAAAGUAAUAAAAUUCGAAAAGAAUUAUUGCCCUUCAUUUCUUUUUCUGUUGUGUUCCCAUGGUUUUAUCCCGGAAAAUGGUUUUGUUGAGGAAUUUAUUGAGAAUUGCAAUUCGGACUCUCGGGACAAACAGAAAAGAUCGUUUUGCAAGAUAGGCUUCCUGUUUUUCGUAUUUGGGUUUGGACACGGCGGGAACGCGGUAACCUUUAUACAGCUGCCAUGUCGCGGCGUAUUUAAAAGCGUUCGAAAUGUCUCGAAAUGGCUCAUUUCGGCCCUUUUCAAUGGAUUUUUGUGCUUUGUUCUUUUCGGCGAUUUUUGGCAGGAAAAUUUUCGAAUUUUUCUGUUUUUUCUGUUUGAAAAGUGCAAAUAUUUCUGAUCAAACUUUUUUCUAACUUGCCAAACUUGGAUAAAGUGAGAUUAUCUUGAAAAAUUGUUUCUAUUUCAAAUUUUUCAGCUUUUGGGGUCAAUAAAAGUUGCAAAAGCUCCCAUUUUUUCUCAUUUUAUGAGCUCUAAUUUAAAUUCAGUACAGUUUUCAGAAAACCGUGAACUUUUAUAGAGUGGAAAAUGAUAGAAAAAUUUUUUUUUCCACGAAAAAAACCUCAUAAUUUUUCGAUCUCCAAAGCGUUAUUAUUAAUUAUAAACUAAUAAAGGUAUUUUUUUAAACCUUAUAAGUUUUUUUGAAUCGCAGUUUUAUCCCGUAAUGAGUAAGUCCUGCUGCACUUUUUAAGCCAAUUUACUUGAUGUCGAAAGAAAACUUCGACGUGUGAGUUACUAAUUAAAAAUAAUUGAAAGUGCAACUUUUUUCCCACGUCUAGGCCUAAUUUCAUUAUUCCUUAUUAGUUUCAUCCGACUUGUUUCUAGAAGGAAAGCUGGAUAUUAUGAGACUUUUAUAUUCUGAAGUGAAACUAGGGGACUUUAAUAAAGUGAAAUUAUGAAAAAAAAAAUUUCGAAUUUUUUUUCGUUAUGCAGUACUUCUAUAUAACUGUAAUAUUGCGCGAAAACGAAUUUUAAAAAAUCUAGAUAUUUUUGAAACUUUUUCUCAAACAUGGAAGUGAUCACUGUGGGAAUAUUAGCGGAGUGAAAUCAAAAAAAAAUUUUUUUUUAAAGAUUUUUCUUUAUACAGUACUUCUAUAUAACUGUAAUAUUGCCCGAAAAACAAGACUUUAAAAAAAAAUUUUAAAAUCUAAAAAUGCUUCUGUGGCACUAAGGGAUCCUUCCCUGAAAAUAAACAUUCCGACAAAAAACCAAAAAAUGCCUUUCCUGUUGAUUUUCGGGUUUAUCUGGGGAUUACGGGGCACAUGUAUGUAGGCUGGUGUUGACAUUGAAGACGAAAAAAAUUGUUCAGAUGAUGCUCGGAAUGAAUCCGGCGCUGAUGGCUCAACUCACACAGGCCCGCUAUCAACAAUACUAUCUUCAGUUGCAAUUCAUGGCAGCUCUCCAGUCUCAGAAUGGUAAUAAGAAUGAAAAAAUGUACACAUUUAGAAUAAAAAAUUAGUUUUUUAUCGAAAAAAUGAUGAAAAAAAUUUUUUCCGGUUCAAAAUUGGACCAUUUUUCACCUAAGAGGGCAGUUAUGAAGUAUUAUUAGGCGAUGGGAAGGACAAAAAUAGUUCAGAAUUUCAGAAAAAUGUAUAAAUUUCGGGGCAGAGCAGUUUUCUACGAAAAAAUCGUGAAAAAACCUUUUUCCGGUUCAAAAUUGGACCAUUUUUCACCUAAGAAGGCAGUUAUGAAGUAUUACUAGGCGAUGGGGGAAGGAUGAAAAUAGUCCAGAAAUUCAGAAAAAUGUAGAAAUUUCGGAGCAAAUCAGUUUUCAAUCGUGAAAAAUCGUGACAAAACCUUUUUUUCCGGCUCAAAAAUUAGACCAUUUUUUUCGCUUUUUAAAUUUUUUUAAAGCUCCAAUUUCACAAUUGGAAGGUUGGAAAAAAAUCGAGGAGUUCGUCCUUUGGGCGGGGGAGGGUCGAAGCUUUAUUAAAAAAAGGCAGAUCUAUGAAAAAAAUUCUGAAGUUUUUUUCAUCCGCUCAUAAAAUUGUAUAGCUCGGGAAAAAAAUAGUUUUUUUAUAUAAAAAGGUCUAAAUGUACUGCUAGUUACUGGAACCAGAGUUUAACCCCCGGGCUCUUGGAAAAUUUUUACAGUAGAGUUUGACUUGUUUAGAAAAGUUUCCAAUAGGGAAAAAAAGACCAAAAAAAGGUUUUUUUAAAUAUCUUUCUCAAGCGGUCAGAAACCUUUGAUCUGAACCUUCCUUCCUAAGCAAACUUGGGGAAGGUACAAAGAAAAGUUGUGCCGAGGCCGGUCGUCUGGCGUUAGAGAUUAGUAUGGGGCCAAUGUCGCAAGCACCAGAAAGAAAACUGUUGCGCAAUGGCCAAGUUCUUUUCGCACUUAGUCAACCUAAUAACUGUGGUAGAGCUUUUCUUUCAAGUUUUAAGGUAGAAUUCUUAAAAAUUCGAGAGUUUUAAGCCGGAAAUUGACUUCAAAAUAGGAAAACAGAGGAGAUUUGAAUUGAAAAAUAGAAAAAGUUGAAAUUUAAGACCUUUGGCAGGAAAUUGACUCGAAAAAUCAUCUAAGGAAAAAAAUUUUUGAGUAAUUUUUUUAGAGAUUUUUUUGUAGGAAAUCGAUUCAAAAAGUAGAAAAAAAUAGCGAAAAUUGGCUGGGAAAUUGUUAAGAAAAAUAGAAAUUUCGAGAAAUAUGGAGAGGUUUUGGUCAAAAAAAUGGACUAAAAAAAUAGAAAAAAAGGGGAAAUUUUCAAAAAGUCAAGAUUUUUUUCAACAGGAAACUGUUCUGAAAUAAAAAAAGACUCGAAAUUUUUGAAUUUAUCUUUCUAAAUUCAAUAAAAUUCCACUUUUGAGAGCGAUUUCCAACGAUUUUUUUGGACUUUUUAAAACCUUAAUAAACUUCAAAUUCAUUAUUAUUCUCAAAAUUUGCUGAUUCUCUGAUUUCCUCUACCUUUUUCGUAUAGUAGGCCAAAAAGGCCAACAUCUUUAGAGGUUCCCAUGAUCUCCCCACGCAUUUCUACCGUUUCCCACGGUUUUGAUUGGGUUUUCCAAUUUGCCUAUUUUGUGAAUCAUUCGGAUCUGCAUGGGAUUCUCGAUUUGCAUAUUGAAUAGAUAGGAAAAAACCAAUCAGUGUGAUAAUCGGUCAAGAUCAAACAUACGAUUUUCGAAAAAAAAAAUUCCGUUAAUUUGGGGUUUGACCUUUGAGAAAACUGGUUUUGAAAUGGGUUCGGAAUGCGCUGAAUCACUGAUUUUUGGAGGAAUUUCUGCGGUUUCGAAUUUUUCAAAAAUUCUAGAGCUUCGAAAUUGUGUUUUUUGUUAGAAGAAGAGGUCAAGCCACAAUUUUUGAAGCUUUCAAAAAAAAUUUUCGGGAAGAAAUGAGUAAAAUUCAGUUGGAAGGUAGAAAAUUAAUCAAAAAAAGUAGUGAAAAUAAAAAAUCAAGUCCAAAAUUGGUCAUUUCAGCAGCGGCCCCGACGACGUCGGCCAACACGGCAGGGCCAUCUUCGGGCUCCCCGGCCCUCCCACUUCUCAGUCCGAUGCUCCCGACGCCCGUCAUGCCGACCGCCGUCCCCAGUCCCAUCUUCCCGCCGCCGGCCCUAACUCCCAUCCAGCCGCCGCCAAAACCCCCCAAAACUGAGAAAUUCAUGGCCCCCGAGACCAAGAAACGCCGUGUGAUGGCCGCCUCGAACGUCGCUGAAGAAACCGCGAUCCGCAAGAUUCUGAAUCGACCAACGGCCCUGGUCAUGCCCAAGUUGACCCCGAUGGAGCCCGUCAAACCCGCGAAUCCGAAGAAUCCCGGAACUCCAGUCAACCAAGUCAAUCAAGCCAAUCAAGUGAUUCCAGUGAUUCCAGUGAAUCAAGUCAAGGUGAGGAAAGAAUGGAGGAAAAUUGGCCUAGAAAAAUAUUCUAUACGCUUCUAGUUUUGAAAAAGUGACCCUUCUUGAGCUUGUGGAUGAUUUUUUUUUUCCUUAAAUGAAGAAAAUCUUGAAAAAAAUGGGAAUUUUCGUCCCGAGAAUUUUCCUAACACACUUUUUUGGUACCGGUGUCAAAAAUAAGCCAAUUCUCGCCGACCAAAUACGACUUGCGCGCGGAGGCAUUCUGUAGCAACAAGCGAAAACCGCUAGAAGUCGGGUGCAAUUCCAAAAAUCUAAACUUUUUGGCGAAAAACCGCCUUGAACCAUUUUUUAGUGUCUCAAGACGAAAAAUCAAAAAAGGCAUGAAAAAUUUCUAUUCCAAGGCUAUUUUUUCGCGUCUAUAAAAGUUGAGCUCGGACAUUUUUCUUAAUAGAAACUAGGCCGAAAAUCCCGAGCUCGAGUUUCAUGUUGCAUGUCCAAAUUCGCUAAUUUCAGAACGAAGAGCCCCUGAAAGGCGUCACCGUAGAGAUCCCCGAAAAAGGUCAGGCUCACAUAACCUUACCCAAAAAUGGGAUCAUGACCGCCUGGAUCGCCAUGCUCAACAACACGGCCGGCGAUGGCAAAACUUCUGGUGAUUCUGAAUCCCCCCUCGACGAAAAUAACGACCUCUUCAGUGACCAUCUCGCCGACGACGCCGCUCACUUCGACGCCGCCGAAGGUCGUCAUCACGACGACCCCGAUGACGACGUCGCCGAGCACGUCUUCCAACUUGCCCGUCGAGGAGGAAGACGAGCAGUUCAUCGACGUCGAAUCGGUCGACGACGACGCCUUGGAGGGCAGGGACCGCCGGAAGGCCCACGUCGAGUUCUAUCGCAAAGUCAAGAGCAUCCGGAUGAGGUGAUUUGUGCGGGGGAAGACUGUCUAUUCCGUCAAUUUACAAGCAUAAUCUGAGUUUUUCUAAUUUAGAAAAUAUAAAAUUUGCGAUUUUUUUUCCGAUUUAUAAGCUUAUUCAAGCGAGUAGAAUUUAUAUUUUCCGAAAAAAUAACUCCAUCUUUUGUUUACUACCAUUCGGUUUGACCUAGCGGAGAAGAUUAGGCAGGUCGAAGACUGUAAUAAUGAGUAGAAACACGUGUUGGCGCUCUUUUUUUGACCGGGAUAGUUUAUAAAAGUACGGUCCGCCAUGUGGAACUUUUCCAUAUGUGAUUCUUCCCGAAAAAUAAACAGUAACCCACGGAAAAUACGAGUAGAAACACAUGUUAGCGGCCUUUUUUUGACCGGGAUUGUUUACAAAAGUAUGUGGUAACUGUAUUCCAAAAGACUGUUCCAUAUGUGAUUCUUCCCGAAGAAUAAACAGUGAUACAUAGAAAAUACGAGUAGAAACACAUGUUAGCGGCCUUUUUUGAGUUUGGAAAUUUACAAAAGUAUGGUCUGCCAUAUGGGAAUUGACCUAGCUGCGAAGGUUCUAAUAAACUUUUGAAGAAACGAAAAAAAAUUUAGUUUUGAAUCCAGGAAAAAAACCAACGGAAGUCUUCGGAAAAGUAGCUUUAAUGAAGAAAAAAAAUUUUUUGACUGCGGCUGAAUUUUCAGGAAAAAUUAUGGAAAAAAAGGUUCAGAAAAAAAAAAUCAGUUAACUCGAAAAUGAGCUUCGAAUAUAUAGUUCAGUUUAUCCGUAGAGCGCAGUUGCUUUCCUUUUUUCAGAAAAACUCAAAAAAAUUAUAAGAUUUAUAAAUUUUCAAAAAUGGUUUUUCCAAUGGCACGGCAUUCCUAAUGGGGAAGGUGAGACGUCAAAGUUUCUGAAUUUACAAAAAAAAAGUAAGUGCGCGCUCCGGAUAAAAUGACGUCAUUCUACGUCGCAAAUUACACUGAGUAUUCAAAGUUUAUAACUUGUUUGUUCGAUCGCCUUUGGCUGCGUACUGGAGAUUUGAAUUUUCGCGCUUAAUUUUUUUGACCCCACCCCGUUUGGGAACGCCGUGAAUGGAGAGACUCUUGAAAUUUCGUUUUUCGAAUUUUUUUCAAAAAAAUCUUACCUCUAGUUAUCCUUAGAGCGCAAAUGCCUUUUUUUACUCAUAUUUUUCCUAAUUUUUUUGAACUAUUUUCUAUCAAUACUCGGAAAUUCGUUUCAAAUUUUCAUCAACAAAGAGCCAAAAACCAUUGGAACUCGUUCUAUAAACCUCAACCUCCAAACUCAAAAUAUAAAAAUAGAAUAUCAUGCGGAUUUUCACAACAAUGAUCCUUUGCAAACCGAAUUUGAAAAGGAACAUGUUCGAAUGGAAGCUGCAUUGCAGGGCUGCCAAAGAGACAUCGGUGAAAUGCGCGAAAUGCGACGAAAUGGUCGAGAACAACGACAAUGCCCUUCAGCGGCACCUCACCGAGCACUGCGACGCCGGAGGGUGAGAUAAAUGGGUCCCGGAGCGAAAAUUACAGUAGGCAGCGUUUUUAGGUAUCAUUGCAAGUUGUGCGGCUGGCAGUCGCCGGAGAAGUACCGCAUGUACGAGCACAUGAGGAAGGAGCAUCCGAAAAAGGUGAGGGGUUGGAGAGUGACGUCAUGAGCUUGAGCAUGAGUUUGAGCUGGACUAGGUUGUAAUGAGAAAAGAAUUUUUUGAUUUAGCAUGACGUCAUAAUUUUUGAAAAGCUGCAAAAAAUUUCAAAUUAGGAGCUCGCGAAGAUAUUCCAUAUACUUGAGCAUGAACUUGAGCUGGACUAGGUGGUAACUUCUGAUAUAGAGAAAAUUUGAGCAUAUCAUCAUAAUUUUUUGAAAAGCUGUUAAAAGUUUCAAGUUUAUGGCUUGGAAAUGGAUGUCAUGAGCUUGAGCUGGAGCUGGAGUAGGUGUUAGCUUCUUAUAGGUUGAAAAAAUUGGAAAGACGUUCUGAGCCUGAACUUGAGCUGAAACAGGAUAUUGAUAAAUAAUUGGAUAAUACAGCGAGGGGAACUAGAUUGAUGACGUCACAAAUAGACUCGAAAAUGACGUCAUGAACUUCAGCAAAAAAUAACUAGUUUCCCUGUUUCUAAUGAUGUUAAAUCCAAGUCUCUUGAAAAGUUUAAUGAUGAGCUAGAUUUGGAGCGCUUGAGAGUUUAGAGUAAAAUGAUCUCAAUGACGUCAUAAUAAUAAAGUGAUGUCAUAAAUUCUUGAGUUCGAGUUUUGGGCAGCUCCAAUAGAUGGAUAAAUGAUGAAAAGUUGGUAACCUUGAGAUUGAAGGAAAUUUUAUUUACUAAGGAUAGAUGGAAGCGAUAUCGCUGGCGAUACGACCUUUCGAAAUAACUGCUUUUUAGUUGCGCAGGUCUUGCCAUUUUCCUCGGCGCGAUAUCGCGUUUUUCUCGCCGCGAUUUCGGAUUUAUGAACAGAGGGGGAUUUUGGAGCUAAGUGCAUACGAACACUAUCAAUAUUCAUACUUCAAAGUGAUUUCUACCGUUCUUUGAAAAGAAAUAUUGCAGGUGGACAUGUUCUCGGACAAGCGGAACAUGACGAAGCUGAGUGCGGCGAUCACCGAAUGUUUCCCGCGGCUGAGCGCCAGGGCCAAGAAGGAGGCCGAGAAAGGCUCCGACCGAUUCAUGACGUCAGUCGCAUCAUCUUAGGCUCUUUUAACGGAUCUUUGGAUUUUCUAGUUUUUGCUGAUUUUUCUUUUUAAACUCCUUACUUAUUUGUCUUUCUCAAUUCCGUGUUCAAAAUUAACUUUGGGUGAUUUUCAGGGAGCUCAUGAAGCUCGGAAUUUCAUACUGCGCCUUGUGCAGAUCCGACCUCCGCAUGGACAAGUACAGCAUUUUGCGCCACGUUCAGACCCUCCACACCGUCAAGUGAGCUUUUUAGAGGUUUCUGUGAAAAAAAUCGUUCAUUUUCAAAUCUCUAGAUUAGAAACGAAAAAUUAUGAAUUUCGUGUCAUUCUCACAGAAAACUUUGUUCAAAGACCAGCUGCUUUUUGAGAAAAUUUUGAAAAUCCAAGUCUUUGUGUUUUUUUGGUGUUUCAGAAAAGAAUGGGGUGCCUCGAAAAAUUUACUAUUUUGCAAAGAUUUUUUGAAAUUUCAAGCUUACAAAGUCUAAAUUUGAGUUUCUAUAAGCCCGAAUAGAGUUUUCGAAUCAGUACCUCCCAAAAAGUUCCACAAAAACCGAAAAAGAUUCAAAAAAUUUCGGUCAGCGUGUACCGGCCGUCUACUUUUUCAUUGGACGACUUGUGCCUUUUUUUGAGCCCUAUUGUUUCGAGUUUGACGCGACGGCGCUCAGAUUUGAAUCUUUUUUUCCAAAAUGAAAUUUUCGAAUCGCCGCCUCCAAAAAGUUCGAAAAAGUGUGGUCAGCAUGAGUCGACGUGCCGGCCGUCUGGCUUUUUUGCGCCCCAUUGUUUCGAGUUUGUCGCGACGGCGCUCGGAUUUGAAUUUUUCUAAGUUGAAGUUUACGAAUCGCCGCCUCCAAAAAGUUCGAAAAAGUUUGGUCAGCAUGAGUCGAUGGCCGGCCGUCUGGCUUUUUUGCGCCCUAUUGUUUCGAGUUUGUCGCGACGGCGCUCAGAUUUGAAUUUCGUGACGCGUUUUGAAACCAAACUAGGAGGACUAGGGGACAAGAAGAAAAAGUUUGGCGGAGACUUUGGAAAAGGGGGAAUAAAGUUUGGAUGAUGAAAACUGAGUUUUUCCAAACUGGAAGGUGUUAAAAAAUUCCUGAUAAGGUAUUUGGAGGUUCAGGACUUUAAUUCAAAUUGAAAAAUGCUCUUUUCCUUCAGAGAAGUUCAUGAAAAAGCAUACAAAAAAAGUUUUUAAGAUAUAGAAAUCAAAAAAAUAAUUUAAAAAUUUCUACCUCAAUUCAACCCUUCAAGUUACUGACAGUUGCAGGGAGUUUUAAGGAAUGAAACUAGUUAUAAAUUUGAAGUGUAUUAUCGAAAAUUUGGUCAGGUGCGCUCUAUGGCUAACCGCCUCUAAAAUCGCCUUUUUCUACCAGGUUAAAAAAAGGUUCUGACACUGACGAAGAGCUUCAAUUAACGACUAUCAUUCCAAUUCUGAUCGAAAAGUCUCCAAUUUGACAAUUCGCAGAUGCAAGCACUGCAAGACGACGACCAACACGAGCGAAGGCCAGAUCCGACAUCAACUUGAGGCCCAUGGCCUGAACGAGCCCCAACUCUCUGUCGACUACGCUCCGUGCUCGGCCGACUCGGUCCUGCUUCCGCAACUUCAGCUUUGCUUCCCUACCGUCAUCUUCAAUCCCGACUCUGAGCCUGGAUCCCCGAACUGA